Molecule: messenger RNA, 393 nt
Organism: Phytophthora sojae
Lineage: Eukaryota; Oomycota; Peronosporomycetes; Peronosporales; Peronosporaceae
Exons: 1
Coding region: 1-393 (130 amino acids)
Source: RefSeq, a predicted model, not a curated record
AUGCGUCUGCAGUCUGCUGUGCUCGCUGCCCUUGUGACUACGCUCUGCGUUAAUUGCUACAUCGCGGAAUCCAAUGCUGCCACCACAAUGUCGGACCGGCCCCGUGCGAUUCAAUCUCCCGAUGAAGCCCACCAUGAGGGCAAGCGAUCCAUACGCAUGCCCGUAGCAGCGGGUGGCGAGAGCAAACGCGAAGCGAGUGGGCUGGACUGGUUCGCCUCUAGUGCUGCCAAAGCGCUGAAGGCCCAAAAAGCAAAAUGGAUCAAGAGCGAGGGGAUUUAUGACGACCUUAUCGGAGGUACGAGGACCACGUGGGAGGUGUAUGGGGCAUGGAAGAAGUUAGACGCUUCACCGGAAUAUAUUGCCAAAGCGAUGAACAAAGGUUGGCUACGGUGA